AUGACAGAAGAGCAAACUCCUUUGAAACUAGAUUUUAAAUCUGAUGAAUUGGCUGGUGCUCCCUCAAUUUCUUUGUCUUCAUCAAUUGUUUCCGAUCAGGAAAAUACUUUAUUACCAGAAGUUUCUUUUGCUCCAGAGGCAAUCAAUGGAAUCAUCAUUGACUCACCAAGAAAUAACAGCGAAAGCCAACCACUAUUGGGAAGGAUGGAGUCCCAUCCACAAUAUAAUCAUUUCCCAGAUGAUCCUGCAUUUUCUGACCUUGUUCGCACUGCAGAGCUAGCAAUAGAUAAUGGGAUCUACCCAGAAAGGAUAUAUCAAGGAUCAAGUGGAAGUUACUUUGUUAAAAACAUUUCUGAGGAGAUAAUUGGAGUAUUUAAGCCAAAAGAUGAAGAGCCUUAUGGAAGACUGAAUCCAAAAUGGACAAAGUGGAUGCAUAAGCUUUGUUGUCCAUGUUGCUUUGGCCGAGAAUGUCUAGUCCCUAAUCAAGGAUAUUUGUCUGAAGCUGGGGCAAGCCUUGUUGACCAAAAACUUGGGCUUGGUGUUGUUCCUAAAACAAAGGUUGUUAAGCUAGUGAGUGAGACUUUUAAUUACCCUCGUAUUGAUCGCGGAAAAUCCCACAUCAAGCAAACAAUAAAUGAUCAUUUUCCACGCCUUGGAAAACAUUUCAAUAGACUAGGUCUAGAACCAAAGGUUGGCUCAUUUCAAAUGUUUGUAAGUGGCUUUAAGGAUGCUGAAUACUGGUUAAGACAUUUUGAAGUUGAACCACUUACUGGUAGUGCUGCCAAAAAGUUUCAGUCCCAAUUUGAACGAUUAGUGGUUCUGGAUUAUAUCAUUAGGAAUACCGAUAGAGGUAAUGAUAACUGGCUUAUUCGAUACAAUCCACCAGUUGUUAGAUCUCAGCCACGACCAUCCAUCCAUCAGGCACAGGAGCUAGAGGAAGCUACAGAAUGGGAUGGAGAGAAAGCAGAUAUAAGGAUAGCUGCUAUUGAUAAUGGUCUCGCAUUCCCUUUCAAACACCCUGAUUCUUGGCGUGCUUACCCUUACCACUGGGCUUGGCUUCCACAAGCCAAGAUUCCCUUUUCUCAAGAGAUUAAGGACCUAGUCCUGCCUUUAUUAAGGGAUAAUACUUUUGUGCAAGAUCUCUGUUACGACUUAUACCAUCUUUUUAAGGAGGAUAAAGGUUUCGAUUGUCAUUUAUUUGAGCGUCAGAUGUCAGUUAUGAGGGGGCAAAUAGAAAACUUGAAAGCUGCACUUUUGGAAAACAAAAGUCCUGUUCAAUUAGUACAGAUACCUGCCAUUACUGUUGAAAGAGAGAAAGGCCAUGUUGGUACAACGUCACGCUUCCGUUCAUUUAGCCAAACAUUUACCCAGACUGUGCAGAAAAAAAGUCCAUUUUUUUCAUGGUGCUGA
Messenger RNA from Nezara viridula (southern green stink bug), 1410 nucleotides. Lineage: Eukaryota; Metazoa; Arthropoda; Insecta; Hemiptera; Pentatomidae. The record is from the annotation of a GenBank genome assembly.